AUGCCUGUGCAAUGGUCCUCAAUGUACGUCAUGCUGCAUCGUGCAGAGGAGCUCAAGGAACAUGUUGAUCAGUUUGUCUCUGAUAUGGUGCGAGCAGAGAAGGAUUGCGCAAAGCGACAGAAACUUGAUGAUCUCCAGCUGUCCUCGGACGAAUGGGAACACGUCAAGAACUGCCUGGAUCUUCUCUUACAUGCUGAUCACGCACAACAGGUGUUCUCUUCCGAGGAGGGACCGUCUCUUCAUCUGGCACUGCCGGCACUCGAGGCGAUCCAGCGUGCUUGGCUUACACGCUCUGACUGCCCAAAGUAUGUGGUGUUUGCAUCUGCCCUUGAGGCUGGCUGCGCGAAGAUCAAGGAGUACUUCGAGAAGACGGCGGACUCCGAAGUUUACAUGCUUGCGCUCCUUCUCGACCCUGCUCAGAAGUUGAGCUACAUCCGCAAGUCUUGGGGGAAGGAGCUGCUUGCAGAGGCUCGUGCUCAUGCUGAGGAGAUUUAUAAGGCACAGUACUUGGAGAUGUACGGCAGUGAUGGGCAAACACCAGCGCCAUCUCGACCCGCAUAUUCCGGUCAAGCCCCUUCUGCGCAAGCUACCCCGGUACCCGACUCCGAUUCCGAUGACGACGAGCCGGAGAGUGAGCCUGAGCCUGAUGCUUCUGCUGUGGCGAAGCCUUGGCUCAAGGACUUCAAUGGCUACCUUGACUCAACCGACGAUCUGGGUAAACUCUCCAUUAAAAACGUGUACAAAUAUCCUGUAUGGGCAUCGCUCGCCCAUGACUACCUUUCUGUGAUGGCAUUGUCCGUUUCCAGUGAGCGAGCUUUCUCUUCGGCUGGAAUCACAAUUAGCAAGCGGUGCAAUUGCCUCAAGGCCGAUAUUGUUGAAGCGCUGCAGCGUCUGAAGAGCUGCUUCCACCACAACAUCCUCUUCCGUGAGAUGCCAUCAUCUCUCACCGAGUGCGACGAUCAGAUCCCAGCGGUCGCGCUCGACUUGCCGGACACCCAGUCUGCUGACACCACUGAGGAGGACCCAGGGUGGGAUGUAGAUGAAGAGACAGAGGUGUUUGGGAUAUGCGAACUCAAUGAUCUUGUUGUAAUGUUGUUGUAG
Messenger RNA from Trametes versicolor FP-101664 SS1, 1101 nucleotides. RefSeq lists its product as uncharacterized. The coding region runs from base 1 to 1101 and encodes 366 amino acids. The record is from RefSeq and is a predicted model, not a curated record. The transcript has 7 exons. Lineage: Eukaryota; Fungi; Basidiomycota; Agaricomycetes; Polyporales; Polyporaceae. Gene Ontology annotation, molecular function: protein dimerization activity.